This is a messenger RNA of Loxodonta africana (African savanna elephant), 14104 nucleotides long. RefSeq names its product Rho GTPase activating protein 22 (gene ARHGAP22). The record is from RefSeq and is a predicted model, not a curated record. Bases 11873 to 13747 code for a protein of 624 amino acids. Gene Ontology annotation, biological process: signal transduction; activation of GTPase activity. Gene Ontology annotation, cellular component: focal adhesion. Gene Ontology annotation, molecular function: GTPase activator activity. The transcript is spliced from 9 exons. NCBI's taxonomy places the organism in Eukaryota, Metazoa, Chordata, Mammalia, Proboscidea, Elephantidae.
UUACAGGAGUUAUUCAAGGCAAGGAUGAGGGUUGGGGGAGGGAGCUGAGGAUGGGGAGUGAGGAAGUAGCCAGGUCAGUUUGCAGACUGAAACCCACCUUGUGUGGCGUGUGUGUCAGAAUUGGUGUGUGUAUUGGAGGAUUUGGGGGGUGGGGCACUGCCCUUCCAGGCCACCUCUAAGACCUUGGAUGGGCACUGUCAGGCUCUGGCCAUGUGUGUACUGGGGGGUGGGGGCAGCUUUUAAAUGAUCCUUCCUCUGUUGCCUCAAGACAUUUUCCAAGUACCAGAAGGGCCAAAUGACUUUGAGACUUGGGCCUCUCCACUUUGAAGCAGGCCCCAGCCCUCCCUGUCCCCCCAGCCAGGCUCCCUGUGCUCCUUUGCAUUGCAGGCCAGCAGGAGACAGGGCACUUUAAAAAUCCGGUCAGAGGCAAAUGCAUACCUCCGUAGAUUCACUGGUCAAGAGACCCCCAUUGUGCCCCAGCUAGGUUCCUCAUCCAUAGCUCAGAAAUGUGUUGUGUUUAAAAUGUACGUAUGUAUUAAAUAUGUGGUCUUUCAUUUGAAAGGAAAAAAAGGGUAACCUUGGAGGGUCCCUACCUCUUCAUACUGAGCAUGCUCUGGUUUCUCGGCCAUCUGUGAGGUGGGCACAUGCCAUCACUGUAAGAGAUGAAGAGCGGGGCUCAGAGAGGGCAUUAACCCACCCCAGGCCACCUGGAUGUCCGGCCAAAGCUACAUGGGAGCCAGCUCUGACUGAUUCCAAAAUCCCUGUUCUUUUCUCUUCCCGAUCUACCUUCUAAGUCUCAAGAAUGAACUCUUCUGGAAAGAUUCCAGUUAAUAGUCCUUGGCUGCUAGGACUGUGGGUCUUUGGGGUUUCUCUGGCUAGUAAUAAAGUGAUUUCUGAUGAAAACCUAAAGACAUCCUUCCUUCCUGUGCCCCCCCACCUCUACAGACCACAGGAAACAUUGGAACCUGGAUAUCCCUGUAACUCCGGGUGCCUAAAGGAUAUUGCAGCCCCCUCCUGGUAUUCAGAGAGGCUGGGACUUCUCUUCACCUAUAAACUCCUGGGAAGUCACUGCCAACACUAGGGCAGUGGUGGCAGAGAUGGUGGGGGCCCUGGAAAAGCCCGGGGUCUCCCAGUAUCCUGCCCUGCCCCUGCUGUGAGGCCCCAUUGUCCUGGCUUGAGCACCCAGGCGGCUGCCCUUGCCACUGCAGCAUUCAUGAGCCUGGCUCUGAGGCCCAUUCUGAGUGACUGCUAUUUGUAGACUUUUCUUAAAAUACCACAACAGUGCCAUUCACUGGCUGUCUGCAUAGCUGGUCUAUGCCGGAGGUCAAGACAAAGCUCUGCUGUGCCUCACGGCAUCCCGUCCUGGCCUCUGCCGCUGGGCCGCCCACUCCCCCCACCCCACUGACAGGGUGCUGGUGCCCCAGCCGCCCCUGUGGCUGGCCUGGAGCAUGCCCGAUCCAGCCACUGGCCGAGCGAGCGAAACGUGUGCACUAACUUGGUAGCCUCCUCUAGGUCCUAGUCUUCUUCACCCCCUGACCCUCAGCCCACCCUCAGGCCGAACAUAGGACUCUCUCAGUUCUGGUGGGGGGGUGGACUAGAGCAAAGAAUCAGUGAAAGGCCGUCAGGGACCCGGUAAUAAAGGUUCGAGCAUCCUGAAUCAAGGCUCUGACAUUCCCCAACACUCCCGACUAACAGGUGCUCAGACCUUCAUCUUCGGACACACAGCAGCAUCCUCAUCCCCUGCAGUGCCUCUGCCCCGCUCAGCAUCACCUCAGUACAUUCUUUGGAGCCCUUUUUUCGUGGGGCUUUGACAGGUGCAUUUUGUGGUACCUACGAGGAGUCCCUGGGUGGUACAAGCCGUGCACUCAGCUGGAUUAUACUAGGCUGGCAGUUUGAAUCUACCCAGAGGCACCUAGGAAGAAAGGCCUGGCAAUCUACUUCUAAAAAAUCAGCCACCGAGAACCCUAUGGAGCACAAUUCUACUCUGACACACAUGGGGUCACAAUGAGUCUGGAUCAACUCCACGGGCAACUAGUUAUUGGCACCUAGUCACGUGUUGCGUAGAAAAUCAGACGUUCCUUCAAAGGGAGGCGGCUUGGCUGGCCCAGGCCCUGCCCGAGAACAAGAGCCCGGGGUGUCCCUUUGCAUCUGGGAAUGGCUGACGGGGCCCCCCUCAGCCUGGAAAGGCUUGGCAGCCCUGACCUAAUAGUAGCCCCAGAGCUGAUCAGCUUGCCCGCCAAGGCCAAAACGCAGCCCUGCCCCCCAGCUGUGGGUUUCUUCCUUUUUUUUCUCUUUUAUUGUGCUUUAAGUGAAAGUUUACAGCUCAAGUUAGUUUCUCAUACAAAAAUGUAUACACACAUUGUUAUGUGACCAUAGUUGCUCUCUCUAUAAAGUGAGAGCACACUCCUCCUUUCCACCCCGGAUUUCCCAUGUCCAUUAAACUAGCUCCUGUCUGUCUUUGCCUUCUCAUCUCGCCUCCAGACAGGGGCUGCCCAUUUAGUCUCAUGUAUGUACUUGAACUAAGAAGCACACUCUUCACAAGUCUCAUUUUAGAUAUUUUAGUCCAGUCUAAUCUUUGUUUGAAGAGUUGGCUUCAGGAAUCGUUUUAGUUCUGGGUUAACAGAGAGUCCAGGGGCCAUUUCUUUCGUGGCUCCUCCAGUUUCAGCCAGACCAUUAAGUCUGGUCUUUUUACUGGAAUUUGAGUUCUGCACCCCACUUUUCUCCUGCUCCAUCAGGGACUCUCUCUUGUGUUCCCUGUCAGGGCAGUCAUUGGUGGUAGCCAGGCACCAUCUAGUUCUUCUGGUCUCAGGCUGAUGGAGCCUCUGGUUUACGUGGCCCUUUCUGUCUCUUGGGCUCAUACUUCCCUUGUGUCUUUGGUGUUCUUCAUUCUCCUUUGAGGUGGAUUGGGACCAAUUGAUGCAUCUUAGAUGGUCAAUCACUAGCUUUUAAGACCCCAGACGCCACUCACCAACGUGGGAUGCGGAACAUUUUCUUAAUAAACUGUUAUGCCAGUUGACCUAGGUGUCUCCUGAAACUGUGGUCCCCAGAUCCCUGUCCCUGCUACUCUGUCCCUUGAAGUGUUUGGUUGUGUUCAGGAAACUUCUUAGCUUUUGUCCAGUUGUGCUGACUUCCCCUGUAAUGAGUGUUGUACCUUCCUUCACCUAAGAUAAUUCUUGUCUACUAUCUAGUUAGUGAAUACCCCUCUUCUUUCCUCCCCACCCUCAUAAACAUCAAAGAAUGUUUUCUUCUGUGUUUAAACCUUUUCUUGAGUUCUUAUAAUAGGGGUCUCAUACAAUAUUUGUCCUUUUCUGACUGACUAAUUUCACUUAGCAUAAUACCUUCCAGCUUCAUCCAUGUUAUGAGAUGUUUCACAGAUCCCUCAUUGUUCUUUAUCAUUGCGUGGCAUUCCAUUAUGUGAAUACACCAUAAUUUGUUUAUCUAUUUAUCCAUUGAUGGGCACCUAGAUUGUUUCCAUCUUUUUGCUAUUGUGAACAGUGCUGCAGUGAGCAUGAGUGUGCAUAUAUCUGUUCGUGUAAAGGCUCUUAUUUCUCUAGGAUAUAUUGGAAGGAGUGUGAUUGCUGGAUAGUAUGGUAGUUCUAUUUCUAGCUGUUUAAGGAAGCGCCAAAUCGUUUUCCAAAGUGGUUGUACCAUUUUACAUUGCCACCAGCAGUGGAUAAGUGUUCCAGUCUCUGUACAACCUCUCCAACAUUGAUUAUUUUGUGUUUUUUUAGAUUAAUGCCAGCCUUGUUGGAGUGAGAUGGAAUCUCAUUGUAGUUUCGAUUUGCAUUUCUCUAAUGGCUAAUUUUCGUGAGCAUUUCCUCAUGUAUCUGUUCUAGCUGUGGGUUUUUGAGUGUGUUGAAAAGUAUGGCCACAGAGCUGGUCACAAGGGCCACAGGGCCACUCCCUGUGUAGAGCUGAGUCAUUACACACAACCACAGCAGGAAGCGUGACCCUUGACAAGGGGCUCCUGCUUGACAGUGUGCAUUUGUCCUGGGGGGAGGGCCAGGCCGAGGUUGGACUCCUCAGGGGUGGUUUCAGGACUCUUAAAGCAUCACCAGGUACAGAGCCAAGUCCCACCACAAGUGCACGGUCCCACCCCAGUGUUGAACCUGGCAGUUGAAUGGGGAUUCAGCCAUCUCCUGGUAGGAGGCAGUGGGCUCUCUCCAGGAUAGGCAAGCCCAGGUCCUCACCGGCUGUAGGACAUCAGGCACGGGGCUUGGCAUUUCCACGCCUCAGUUUCCCCAUCAGGGAUUCAUAAGGUCUAGUUUGGGGUUGCUGUGAGGAAGAUUGACACAGAUGGAUCGAUACAGUGGCUGCAACAACGGGCUCAAGCGCGACAAUUGUGAGGAUGGCUUGGGACCGGGCAGUGUUUUGUUCUAUAGUAGGGUCUUUAUGAGUCGGAACCAACUGGACGGCAUCUGACAACAACAACAUGAAGGUGAAAGGAGCUGCUUUACUAGUGGCCUCCUACCUUCAGCCAUCCCCACCUGGACUAGACACCUAAAGUGAAUCACAGAAUAGGGGGUGAGGUUUCUUUGCCUGCACUCACCCCCACUGAGCUUCUAGCUCCCUGCAGGUGGCUUGGACUGCUCUUCAUCUGCCUGUCCCUAGCAAGGCUCUGGCCCUGGACCUCCUCCUCUCUCCUGUGCCUGGGCUGCCAGUGAGGAGGUGCCCACUGGGCCUCCAAUCCCCCAACACUGGAGCCUUGACUUUACGUCCUCUGGGCUGGCCCUUAAACUCAGGCUUUUCCCAGGGUCAGGAAAGCCAGAGCAGGGGAGGGUAAGAUGGGGAGAGUUGUGUUCAGCAGCCACCCUGGUGCCAGUCCCAUAAUCCCCAAGGAAUGAGCCUCCAGCCUUUGGAAAACCUUCACACUGUUUUCAAGAUCCUGCCAAGACCUGUGCAACAGAAAAUGUCAGGGGGUCCUUGGCCACAAGCAUCAAUUUGCCCAGGACAGUUUCAGGAUGCACCUGUUAUCCUGGUAUAGUUAUUAAUAGAGCCCACUCUCAUUCUUAAAAGUGUCUGCAUUUCAACAAUAGAUUGCAUGGUAACCCUGUCGUAGCUUGCUGUUGCUGUUAGGUGCCGUUGAGUCGGUUCCGACUCAUAAUGAACCUGUAUACAACAUAACAAAAUGCUGCCUGUCCUGCCCCGUCCUCACAACUGCUGCCGUGUUUGAGCCCAUUGUUGCACCCACUGUGUCAAUCUAUCUCAUUCAGGGCCUUCCUCCUUUUUUGCUGACCCUCUACUUUACCAAGCAUGAUGGCCUUCUCCAGGGACUGAUACCUCCUGAUAACAUGUCCAAAGUACAUGAGACGAAGUCUCGCCAUCCUCACUUCCAAAGAGCACUCUUGUUGUAUUUCUUCCAAGACAGAUUUGUCCCUUCCUCUGGCAGUCUCGGGUGUAUUCAGUAUUCUUGGCUGACACCACGAUUCAAAGGCAUCCGUUCUUCUUCAAACUUCCUCAUUCAUUGUCCAGCUUUUGCAUGCAUAUGAAGUGACUGAAAAUAUCAUGGCUUGAGUCAGGCACACCUUAGUCCUCAAAAUGAUGCCUUUGCUUUUUAACAAUUUAAAGAGGUCUUUUGCAGCAGCAUAUUUGUCCAGUGCAAUACUUUGAUUUCCUGAGUGCUGCAUCUGUGGACGUUGUUUCUGGAUCCAAGUAAAAUGAGAACUUCGACACCGUCAUUCUUUUCUCCAUUUCUCAUGGUUUUGUUUAUUGGCCCAGUUGUGAGGAUUCUCAUUGUCUUUAUGUUGAGAUGUAAUCCAUACCGAAGGCUGUGGUCUUUGAUCUUCAUCCGUUAGUGCUUCAAGUCCUCUUCACUUUCAGCAGCAAGCUUAUAUCAUCUGCAUAUCGCAGAUUGUUAAUGAAUCUUCUACCAGUACUGAUGCCACAUUCUUCUUCAGAUAGUCCAGCUGCUCACAUUUUUGCUCAGCAUACAGAUGGGAAAAGUAUAGUGGAAGGAUACAACCCUGAUGCAUACUUUCCUUGAUUUUAAACCAUGCAGUGUCCCCUUGCUCUGUUCGAAUGACUGCCUCUUAGUCUGUACAGCUUUCACAUGAAGACAAUUAAAUGUUCUGGAAUUUCCAUUCUUUGAAAUGUUAUCCAUAAUUUGUUAUGAUCCACACAGUCGGAUGCCUCAGCACAGUCAAUAAUACACAGGUAAACACCUUUCUAGUGUUCUCUACUUUCAACCAAGAUCCAUCUGACAUCAGCAAUGAUAUCCCUGGUUCCACGUCCUCUUCUAAAUUCAGCUUGAAUUCCUGGCAGUUCCCUUUCAAUGUACUGCAACUGCUUUUGAGUGAUCUUCCACAAAAUUUCACUCGUGUGUGAUAUUAAUGAUAAUAAUAAUAAUAAUAAUAAUGAUAUUGUUCCAUAAUUCCUGCAUUCUGUUGUAUCACCUUUCUUUGGAAUGGGCAUAAAUAUGGAUCUCUUCCAGUCAGUUGGCCAGGUAGCUGUCUUCCAAAUUUCUUGGCCCAGACAAGUAAGCACCUCCAGCAAUGCCUCCGUUUGUUGAAACAUCUCAGUUGGUGUUUCGUCAGUUUCUGGAGCCGCGUUUUCCACUAGUGCCUUCGGUGCAGCGUGGACUUCCUCCUUCUGUGCCGCUGGUUUUUGAUCGUAUGCUGCCUUCUGAAAUGGUUGAAUGUUGACCGUUUCUUUUGGUAUAGUGACGCUGUAUUCCUUCUACGUGCUUUUGAUGCUUCCUGCGUCGUUCGGUAUUUUGCCCAUAGAAUCCUUCAGUGUUGCAACUCGAGACUUGAAUUUGUCUUCAGUUCUUUCAGCUUAAGAAAUGCCAAGCAUGUUCUUCCCUUUUGUUUUUCUAACUCCAGGUCUUUGCAUAUUUCAUUAUAAUGCUUUUUACUUAGUCUUCUUGAGCCACCCUUUGAAUUCUUCUGUUCAGCUCUUUUACUUCAUCAUUUCUUCCAUUUGCUUUAGCUACUGUAUGUUCAAAAGCAAGUUUCAGAGUCUCUUCUGGCAUCCAUUUUGGACUUUUUUCCUUUCUUGUCUUUUUAAUGACCCUCUACUUUUUUCAUGUAUGAUGUCCUUGAUGUCGUUCCACAACUUGUCUGGUCUUUGGUCAUUAAUGUGCAGUGUAUCAAAUCUAUUCUUGAGAUGGCCUCCAAAUUCAGGUGGGAUAUACCCAAGGUUGUAUUUUGGUUCUCGUGGACUUGUUUUGAUUUUCUUCGGCUUCAGCUUGAACUUGCAUAUAAGCACUUGAUGGUCUGUUCCACAGUCGGCCCCUGACGUUGUUCUUACUGAUGAUAUUGAGCUUUUCCAUCAUCUCUUUCCACAGACAUAGUCAAUUUGAUUUCUGCGUUUUCCAUCCUGUGAGGUCCACGUGUAUAAGUUGCCAUUUAUGUUAUUGAAAAAAGGUAUUUGCAAUACAUAAGUCAUUGGUCUUGCAAAGUUCCGUAAUGCCGUCUCUGCCAUCAUUUCUAUCACCAAGGCUGUAUUUCCCAACUACGUACAAAUCCUUCUUUUUUCGAACUUUUGCAUUCCAAUCACCAGUAAUUAUCAAUGCAUCCUGACUGCAUGUUUGAUCAAUUUGAGACAGCAGAAGCUGAUAAAAAUCUUCAGUUUCUACAUCUUUGGCCAUAGUGGUUGGUGCAUAAAUUUGAAUAAUAGUCGUAUUAACUGGUCUUCCUUGUAGGCGUAUGGAUAGUAUCCUAUCACUGACAGCAUUGUACUUCAGGGUAGAUCUCGAAACGUUCUUUUUGAUGAUGAAUGUGAUGCCAUUCCUCUUCAAUUUCUGACUUUGGCGUAGUAGACCGUAUGAUUGUCUGAUUCAAAAUGGCCAAUACCAGUCCAUUUCAGCUCACUAAUGCCUAGGACAUCUAUAUUUAUGCAUUCCAUAUCAUUUUUGAUGACUUCUAAUUUUCCUAGAUUCAUACUUUGUACAUUCCAUGUUCCAAUUAUUAAUGGAUGUUUGCAGCUGUUUCUUCUCAUUUUGAGUCGUGCCGCAUCAGCAAAUGAAGGUCUCGAAAGCUUGAUUCCAUCCAUGUCAUUAAGGUCAACUCUACUUUGAGGAGGCAGCUCUUCCCCAGUUGUCUUUUGAGUGCCUUCCAACCUGGGAGGCUCAUCUUCCGACACUGUCUCAGACAGUGUUCCACUGCUAUUCAUAAGGUUACCACUGGGCAAUUUUUUCAGAAGUAGACUGCCAGGUUCUUCUUCCUAGUCUAUCUUAGUCUGGAAUCUCCACUGAAACCUGUCUACCAAGGGUGACCCUGCUGGUAUUUGAGAUGCAGGUGGCAAAGUUUCCAGUAUCACAGCAACAUGUAAGCCACCAUAUUAUGACAAACGGACAGACACGUGAUGGCCUAUCAUAGCAGGACCUAGAAAUUCCCCAGAGUAGAGGCCACAAACCUAAAUAUUACAGGACCCAAGCUGGUAAGAUAAGCAAGUGAAAUAGGCCAGGUGAGAGGCAUUAGGGGAGUGGUGAGGACUGUGGCAAAUUGGUGAACAGAUGCCCUGUGUGAGGAAGUGGUCAGUGCUCUGCUCCAAUCGCAUUGCUGUUACUCUGGGAAUACAGCCCAGUUCUCCUAGUUUUCCAAGAAGAGUUGGAAAUUUUGAUUUUUACAUAAAAUCUCUUAAUUAAAAAACACCUUUGGUGCCAAAGUAAACAGACUUGGGAAUGAUGCAAUUAGAGAUGCUUUACUUAGGGUGGAAACCCUGGUGGUGUAGUGGUUAAGUGCUAUGGCUGCUACCCAAGAGGUCAGCAGUUCGAAUCCGCCAGGUGCUCCUUGGAAACUCUAUGGGGCAGUUCUACUCUGUCCUGUAGGGUCGCUAUGAGUUGGAAUUGACUUGACAGCAGUGGGUUUUUUUACUUAGGGUCAAGGACAUGUGACAGGAAAUUAAGAUGGUUUCUUGCCCCCUAGGUGGGUGGCUUUGAGAAAGGUUUCAUAAACUGGUUAUACACACCAGGCUCUCCAGAUCACCCAGGAGAGAAGGAGGAAAAAAAAAUGUUGCAGGGGUCAACCCCUGCCCUGUGCCAGGCUUCGAAUGUUUUAUCCUACUGGUGCCUCACCAUAGCCCUGGUGCCAGGUGUUGGUGUGCCCAUUUCACAGAGGAGAACCUAAGCUCAUAGAGGACAGAUUACUCAUCCACAGUUACUCAGGAAACUAGAAACUUGACUGUCCAGUACCGAAGCCCAGGCCCCUCUCUAGGACCUUGGUCCCAACCACAAUGGAUCCCUCUGUGGGACUCCUGCUUGGAUUCUGGGGUUCCAUAUAUCUUAACUGCUAGAAGCCUGGUAACCAAGCCCCAGAGAUGAGCCCUGGCUCUAGGGCCUUGGGCAAGUCAUUUCCCUCCGUUAGUUCCCACACCCAAAUGGGUUGGACAUUGCAGCCAUCUUCAGCGGACAGGGAGGGAGACAGCACUGCAGGCCAAAGAUGGGCCAGUUGGCAGCAGACUUCCAAGGGAGGCCAUACCUUAGUCUCUUCCACAGGCCCCAGGGUUUGGCCCUCAGCCAUGCUGGCCCAGAAGCCAGAUUUAAAAUCAUCCUGCAGGUAUAUCCAUCUCUUAGGAUGCCGCCACGCUGACCAAGCUCCUAAGGCAAAAAACCAGUCUCAUUUAAGAUGACUCGGAGAGCGGCAGGCAGUUUUGUGUUGAGAGAGCAUCAAGGGUAUGUGAGUAUGGGUGUGUGUGGUGUAUGUGUGGGCUGCAUGGAUGUGCAGGUGUGUGGGGUCUGGUGUGGUAUAUGUGUGGUGUGUGUAAGAGUGUGUGUGCUUCCGCGUACGUGUGGUAUGUAUGUGUGCUAACUUGGCUGGGCCACGAUUCUCUGUGUUUAUAUGUAAUCAGUCCCAUGAUUGAAUCUGCUAUGAGUAGCCAAUCAGCUGAAAGGGAGUUCCUUGGGCGUGUGGCCUGCAUCCAAAUAUAAGUGGACACUCUGGCUUUUGCCUGCUCUGGAUCCUGCAGCUGCCCCCUGUUUGUCUGACCUACAGUUCUGGAGACUUGACCUAGCAGCUUAUCUGCCGAUCUUGAGAUUCAUGGAUCUUCACAGACUGUGAGCAAGAGCCCUGCUCUCUAAGCUGCUGACCUUGGGUUUGCCAGCCCCUGCAGCUAUGUAAAUCAGGAGAAUCCUCUAUCCUGAUCCACGGACUUGGGGUGGUCCAAACUCUACAAUCACGUGAGCCGUUUCCUUAGUAUAAAUCUCUAUCUAUAUGUUUAUACACGUUACUGGUUUUGCUUCUUUAGACAACACUGCCUAAGACAGUGAGCGUGUGGCUGUUGGUAGGAGAUGAGGCAGAGAGACAGGAAGAGGACAGGUCGGAAAGUGUCUUCAGGAGUCUUCAACAUACAUGUUCUGUGUCAGAGGCCGAGUGCAAGGGCCGGAGAUGCACUCCCCACCCCGAGGCCCUCUGGGACACCCAUGAGUCAGGUGACGGUGGGAGCACAGAGUUAGGCCCUUACCCUGGGAGCGGGUGGGGAGAGGUCAGGGAAGGCAUCCAAAGGAGGAAAUACGUGAGCUAGUUUCUAAAGACAAGUGUGGACAGGCAGGCACUCACAUGCUGUUGGUGGGUGUGAAGUUUGGUAGCAUCUGCCACGCCUUAAAAUGCACAGAGCAGGGGUUUACCAGCUACCCUUCCCUGAAUGGCCCAUAGGAAAUGCCCGCAUGUGGGUGCCACGACAGCCGUGCGAAGGUAUGCCCCGCAGCCUGGGCAGAGCAGCGCUUUUCACAAUUUGUGGGCCGUGACUCCCAGUCAGAAAUCCUAUACCAUGACCCCGCAGACUUACACUAAAGUUAAACAACGGCUGCACAAAACAAAGCUGACCUUUCCUGAAUAGUAUUGAGUAAAAGCGUAGUGUUAAUAACUACUAUAUUUAGUUAAUAAAUACGCCAUAAUAAAUUUUUCUGUUCAUUUUUUUUUUAAUGCUGAUUGCAACCUGUUAAAUUCUGACGCACUAAUCAGUUGUGAGCCUGGGUCUGAAAAAGACUAUAGUAAUGGAAGACUGGAAACAGUAUACAUCCAUAAAUAGGAUUUAGUUAUGAUACAUUCAUACUACGCACCUGUCAAACGAAUGAUAUGUAUAUAUAGUCUCUGGGUGGUGCACAUGGUUAACGUACUCCAUUGCUGACAAAAGGUUAACAGUUCAAGUCCACCCAAAGGAACCUCAGAAUAAAGGCCUGGUGAUCCGCUGUUUGAAAAAUCAGCCAUCUGGAGCUUAGCCCAGUGCUUUCCCCUCACAGAGCUUACAGGGCUGGGGAGCAAGACCCCAACUCCUCCCACCUGUCAGGGCUUCCUGCUCCACUCAUGUCCCACCUGCAAUACGGGGGCUAGCACCCCUGGGCCGGGAAAAUGCUGCUGUUCCCGAGGGCCUUUAUUACCUUAGCCUUCCCCAAGUGAACUGUCCUGACUUCACAGCCAGUAAAGCUGCCAGACCCAAGGUGACUCCUGUCCCUCCCCUCCAUAGGGCGUUACAGUAACACCUCACUUACUCAGAAAUCACUCACCUGGCACCCUUAUCCACCUAGUGUCCAGGGACAAGCAAACGAUGAAGCCAAAACAGGUUCAGGGUACACUGAAGGUCAAGCAUUUGGCUGUCAAGGUCCUGACUCAGGGCUUGCUUACUCUGUUUGACCACAUUUCUGACAUGCAUGGUUCCCUGGCUCCACAGGGCACAGUGUUACAACAGGCAGUUAUCAAAGGGUUGGGAGAGCUGAUGUAAGCAGCCAUAUGACAGCACCAGGAAGAGAUGCUGAUGGCAUCAGCUGAUGGCAAGAGAGGAAACAGGAUGCGAAAAUUCAGAAAGAUGAGACUUUUGGAGCAAAGAGUAAGCAACAACAACACAAAAUUCAGCAGUUCAAAGCCGCACACAGUGAAAACUCACCUCUCCUCCAGGCAGCUGCUCCUUCUGCCACAGCCUGCCCCCUGGUGGCACCAUGCCCUUCUGCCCCACCAAGUACCUGAAGAGGAUCGGACGCCUGCCCCGGGGUGGUGCUGGGGAGCAGGAGAAGAUUCCGGCCAACCACGAGGCCUUCCUGCUCAUGGCCAGCUCCCAGAGUGACAUGGAGGACUGGGUGCGGGCCAUCCGUCGGGUCAUCUGGGCCCCACUGGGCAGAGGUACUGCCCGUAGGUCGCAUGCUUGCCCUCUAGAGCCUUUGCCUCCAGGGAUCUUUGGGCAGCACCUGGAGGACACAGUCCACCAUGAGCGGAAGUACGGCCCCCGCCAGGCGCCGCUGCUGGUGGAGCAGUGCGUGGACUUCCUCCGGGAGCGCGGGCUCACUGAGGAGGGCCUCUUCCGCAUGCCAGGCCAGGCCAGCCUGGUGAGGGACCUACAGGACUCCUUCGACUGCGGGGAGAAGCCGCUGUUUGACAGCACCACAGACGUGCACACAGUGGCCUCCCUGCUGAAGCUCUACCUUCGGGAGCUGCCUGAGCCCGUGGUCCCCUUCGCCAGGUACGAGGACUUCCUCAGCUGUGCCCAGCUGCUCACCAAGGACGAGGGUGAGGGGACUCUGGAGCUGGCCAAACAGGUGAACAGCCUUCCUCCAGCCAACCACAACUUGCUCAGAUACAUCUGCAAGUUUUUGGACGAGGUCCAGUCUCACUCCGAUGUCAACAAGAUGAGCGUCCAGAACCUGGCAACUGUGUUCGGACCCAACAUACUGCGGCCCCAGGUGGAAGACCCAGUGACCCUCAUGGAAGGCACUUCCCUGGUCCAGCACCUGAUGACCGUCCUGAUCCGAAGGCACAGUCAGCUCUUCACAGCCACAGCCACGGUGGGGCCGGCCUCCCCACACAGGGGCCCUCAGCGCACAGUGGGCUGGGGCUCUGAGGAGGUCACAAAAGACAGCCAGGGGGAUCCUGGCAGCUCCGGUGCCCCUGGCCUGCCCUCCCAGAGGGCCUCGUCUCUGGAUGGGGCCACUGUGGUGGCUCUCACAAGGGCCUCACCCUCAGGCCUAGCUGCCACCAGUUCUGGGAAGAGAGUACAGACUCUGCCAAACUGGAGGUCUUCCUCCCAGCAGUCGGGGUCCCAGCCAGCGAGUCCAAAGGCAGGCAGCUCAGCCCUGGAGAUGCCUGCUGUCUCCUGCAGCGGGAACUGGCUCAUGAACGGCCUGUCCUCCCUGCGCGGCCACCGCCGGGCCUCGUCAGAGGAUCGACUCCGAGACUCCAGCUCCUCCCAGAGGAUGUCCACCUACGACAACGUGCCGCUACCUGGCCUCCUGCCCAGCUCCCCCAGCGUGGCCAGCACAGCCUGGUCCAGGGCCGCCUCCUCCGGCGAGGCCUCAGCCAGGGGUUCGGUUAGCAGCUGCACGGCCUGCCGGGCCAGUGACUCGUCUGCCCGCAGCUCGCUGCACACCGAGUGGGCCCUGGAGCCCUCCCCACUUCCCAGCAGCAGUGAGGAGCACAGAUCCUUGGACCUGGGCCACAGCCUGGACGAAGCAGGCACGGGCCUCAGCAUGAGUGGCCCCAGCAGCCCCGGCCAGGACCUCACCUGUGGCCCUGAGGCCCUCCAGGGCCUGGUCACAGAGCUCAGAGCAGAGCUGUGCCGGCAAAGGACUGAAUACGAGGCGAGCAUGAGAAGACUUGAAAAAGGCAGUGCUGAUCUGAAGAAAUGCAUGUCACAGUUAGAGGAAGAGCUGGACCAGGAGAGGAAAAAGUACAUGAUGCUGGAGAUAAAGCUGAGGAACUCAGAGCGGGCGCGGGAAGACGCUGAGAAGAGAAACCAAGUCCUGCAGAAGGAGAUGGAGGAGUUUUUUUCAACCCUGGGGAGCUUGACUGUUGGGGCCAAAGGUGCUGGAGCCCCACAGUAAAGGGAAGGGGCGCACACUUCUGCCCCCAGGCGGCUGGCCCUGCUCCAGCACAGAGCUGGCAGCCAGUCCACAGGGGUGGCCUGAGCCUGUGCAGCUCCCCUGGGCCGCAGGCUGGGGGUGCUGGGUGCCCAGGAACCAGCCUGAGAUAGAGGUCCUGACGUCCCACUGGGGGUCCAGACCCUGCUCUGACUAUGCAGGGGCCUUGGGUGUCAGCAGGGAGCAGUGCCGAGAGCAUCAAACCCCGCCCCGUGCCCACCCUAGGCAAGUUCCCCGUGGCUGCCCCCAGGACCUGGGGCUCACCAUGAACCUUUUGCAUUCUUUAUUAAAUCUGUUCUGUAAACACAAUGCCCAGGUGCC